GAACAAAUGGUGUAUUAUUAUUUUUUACACGCCUCUCUAAAAUGCUUGAUUCUGAUUGACCAGCAACAACAUUCGAUAGUUCCUUCUUUUCUGAUAACUACUGCUUAAAGGAACACGCCCACAUUUUGGGAAAUUAGCUUAUUCACCGUAUCCCCCAGAGUUAGAUAAGUCCAUACAUACCUCUCUCAUCUCCGUGCGUGCUGUAACUCUGUCUGACGCAGCCCCCGCUAGCUUAGCUUAGCACAAAGACUGGAAAUGCAUGGCUCCAGCUAGCAAACUGCUCCCAAAAAGUGACAAAAUAACGCGGACAUUUUCCUAUUUAUGUGUUGUAAUUUGUAUAGUCACAUCGUGUACAAAUAACAAGCUCGUAUGAGACACGGACAUCUUUUAGUCGUAUAUUGCUGGGAACUAUAUAUUCUCAGGCGCAGCGCUGCUGCUGGGGCGGAGUGAUUUGCUCGCAGCACCUGAGUGAGAAGCCCCGUGGUGAGGAGCAGAGAGUUCUCUCAGAGUUGGAGUAACGGAGUUAGCGAUUGCUAGGUAGUAAAUUUAUUACAAUCAUGGGUGUUUACUGUAUUGUAAAGAGCUGCAACAAUAAACAGGGGAGACCAGGUAAUACCAUGAUGUUUCACAGAAUUCCAACUAAAAACGCUGACCUGAUGAAACAAUGGCUGCUUGCUCUGGAUAUAGACCCACACACACCUGUAGCCACCAUCAAGGGCUAUCGUGUUUGCUCAGAGCAUUUCAGAGAGGAUGACUAUUUUCAUAAAAUGGAAUUUGCUACACGGACAAUGAAACGUGUGCUGAAGGAUACGGCCAUCCCAUCGAUCGUACAGACAGGACAAAGUGGAUCACCUGCGGCUACGGAUGAGCCGAGUGACCUGCAGCUGGAUCUGCCAGAAGUUGAGGAUGCUUCCAGCCUGUUUGCAGGUGUACCACACUCAACCCCCCGAAAAACCUGUACUGCACCCACUGCAGAGUUCAAAUCUCCACUAACUUUGAAGCUCACAAGUCCUGCUCAGACAGCUACAGGGACAAAGCCAAUGAUUGCCUUGGCACCCAGCUGGACACAUCAAUUGGACACUGCUACAUCGUCUAAGAUGAUGGCUACCUGCAGGCCAAAAAAAAGUAUAAUCUUUCAUGAAACACCACAAAUUGAUACUUGUGAAAUGGAUAUCAGUUCAGCAACUUCAGCCUUGGACAUCAGCAUGGCAUCAGAACCUGCCUCAGAACCUGCUGCUGACCCUGCUGACUCCAGUUUUGUCCCUGACACAAGCCCCUCCACCUCUACCACAGGAAGCACAGCAAGUAUUCCUGGACAAUAUAGAGGAUGGACAGAGAGGAAGUGGCUGGUUAAUGAGUCCAAACUCAUGGAACUGUUCCAAAAAUGCACUUUUUGUGGAGCUGCAAUGUGUGAUGUCAACCAAAUUGUGAAAACUUCUGGCAGCAUGAUCAGAAUCAUAUGGAAAUGUGAUAAUGGACACACUGGAGAUUGGGAAUCUUGCCCAACUGUCCGUGGAAUGGCGGAGAACAACCUGCUAUCAGCAGCAGCAACACUCUUCACUGGUGCUACUUACACAGACAUUGCUGAAUGGGCAGGGGUUUUGAACCUUCAGCUACCCCAGAAAACCACCUACUACAGGAUACAGUCUAGCUACCUGAUUCCAGUUAUCGCAGAAGAAUACAAGAAGCAGGAGGACACUAUAAAAGCAAGACUCAUCUGCCAGACUCUAGAUGGCGAGGGAGUGCAGGUCUGCGGAGAUGGAAGAAGUGACAGCCCAGGCCAUUCCUGCAAAUACACAACGUAUUCCUUCAUGGAUGACUUCACCAAUCAGAUUGUCACAUUUGAGUUGAUUCAGGUGACCCAGGCCAAAAGUUCUGUUGCCAUGGAACCAAUGGGUUUCAAGAAAGGUCUGGAAAAGCUACUAGAUGAAGGGAUCCAUGUAAAGGUUGUCACAACUGACAGACAUCCCUCUAUCAGGAAAAUAAUGAGGGAGGAUUUUCCAAAUAUAGAACACCAGUUUGAUCCAUGGCAUACCGCAAAAGCAAUAAAAAAAAAACUGGUUUUGGCAUCCAAUCGCAAGAACUGCAUGGACCUUGCUCCUUGGAUAAAGAGUGUGAGCAAUCACAUGUGGUGGAGCUGUAGUUCAUCAAAAGGAGAUACAAAGGAAUUGCUGAGACGAUGGAGGUCAAUUCUCCAUCAUAUCUGUGGGGUCCAUCGCUGGGAAGAAGAUGGCAUGAUUUAUAAAUGCUAUCACACUGAGCUGCCAGCGGAUGUGCAAAGGAAAAAGAAGUGGUUGGCAGAAGACUCCCCGGCCUACAAGGCCCUUUAUGAAGUGUGCAUGAAUGCACGACUUUUGAAAGACCUGGAACAAAUGGCACUGUUCAAACACACGGGACAACUUGAGGUGUACCAUAACGUCCUACUGAAAUACUGUCCCAAAAGAUUGCACUUCGAAUUUGCGUCAAUGCAAGCACGAACAAUGUUGGCAGUCAUGGACCAUAAUGAAAACCACAACACACAAAGAGAAAUAGCAAAAACAGCAUCUGGCCUCCUAAGACACAAUGUGGUUUUCCAAAAACAAUCCAAACAAUGGAUUGCCAGACCUGUCUACCAGGAAACAACUCAGACUUUCAGGAACGACAUGAUGGAUGCUGUCAUUCAGAGAAGGCUGGAUCCAUCUGUAAAAUACCAAGACCCCUCAUCCCAUUUCAAAGUUCCCCGUUUGGCUGCUAACAUCGCCAGAGUUUCGAAACCCAUGAAGGAGGAUGCCAUUGCCCGACACACAUCAAGGUUCACAGGUCCAGACUCAUAAUAGUAUGCUAGGGUUAUAAAUAAAUAAAUGGUUAC
This is a messenger RNA of Misgurnus anguillicaudatus (oriental weatherfish), 2848 nucleotides long. NCBI's taxonomy places the organism in Eukaryota, Metazoa, Chordata, Actinopteri, Cypriniformes, Cobitidae. The record is from RefSeq and is a predicted model, not a curated record.